Aspergillus eucalypticola CBS 122712 is the source of this 1110-nucleotide messenger RNA. RefSeq names its product pyrroline-5-carboxylate reductase family protein. The record is from RefSeq and is a predicted model, not a curated record. The transcript is spliced from 2 exons. Gene Ontology annotation, biological process: L-proline biosynthetic process. NCBI's taxonomy places the organism in Eukaryota, Fungi, Ascomycota, Eurotiomycetes, Eurotiales, Aspergillaceae. Gene Ontology annotation, molecular function: pyrroline-5-carboxylate reductase activity. Bases 92 to 952 code for a protein of 286 amino acids.
CAGCUCCAUCACUCUCCUCAAUUGACCCAUCCACCACACAAACACCUCUAAUCCAUUCCCCCAGAGGGAAAAAAAAAACUAAAUAGUCAAAAUGCCCACCCUCCAAACCAGCACCCUCGCCUUCCUCGGCGGCGGCAACAUGGCAUCAGCCAUCAUCUCGGGACUACUCCGCCAAUCCGUCCCCGCGAGCAACAUCCACGUCUCCGAGCCUUGGGAAGUGAACCGGAACAAGAUCGCCGCGCUAGGCGUGAACGUCACGACAUCCAACACCGAGGCCGCGUCCUCUGCCGACGUCGUCAUCCUGGCCGUGAAGCCGCAAGUCGCGAAGACGGUGUGCGAGGAGCUUCGUCAGGAAUGGACGGCUACGGCAAGAGCGAAGUUCCCGAUUGUGGUGAGCAUUGCGGCGGGGAUUACGUUGGAGAGUUUGCAGAAGUGGUUGAGUGUUGAGGGCGGGAAGGUGGCGCCGGUGGUGAGGGUUAUGCCGAAUACGCCGGCGUUGGUGACGGAGGGGGCGAGUGGUGUGUUUGCUGGCGUGGAAGUUGGGAAGGAGGAUAAGGGGUUGGUGGAGGCGUUGUUGGCGAGUGUUAGUCGGGUUACGGAGUGGGUGGAUAGGGAGGAGUUGUUGGAUGUGGUUACGGGGUUGUCUGGAUCCGGUCCCGCGUAUUUCUUCGCUAUGGUUGAGCAUCUGGUUGCUAGUGCGACGGCUCUUGGUUUGACUAAGGAACAGGCUACGAGACUGGCCGCGCAGACUUGUCUCGGUGCUGGAAAGAUGCUGGUUGAGUCGGAUGAUGAGCCUGCUCAGCUGCGGAAGAACGUUACUAGCCCGAAUGGCACGACGUAUGCCGCGUUGCAGACUUUUGAGAAGCUGAACUUUGCGGAUAUCGUGGAUCAGGCGGUUAAGGCGGCCACGGAUAGAGCUGCGGAGUUGGGUGAAAGCUUGGGAAAGCAGUGAUGUAUGAUACUUGCCAUGAGGUAUUAGUGUAUGUGAGACGAUAUCAAUGCCGUUCUCGGUCUAUUUCGGUGCCAUGAUGGCGUGUAUGUAUCACGCAACGGGUUGUAGGAUACAUCUUGCUAGGCCAUUUCUGCAUGUUGUGCAAGGCAUUACCAGAA